GAAACCUAUGAAAAACAAAAUAUUGCUUUAGAUUUUUUUUGUGAAGAAACUGCGUGGGAAAGUGAACCGAGCGACAAUUUAAAAAAACCAGAAAAUGAAUGCCUUCUCACAAUUUUUAAAGUGGCCAAUUCGUUCAAGGAAGCAAACGAUAAACAAGAUGAUGACUUCUCCCUCUGGAGGAUGCAGUAUUAUAACGAAAAGCUUGGCCAAUCCCCUCGAGAAAAUUAUAAACGCGUUGAAAAUAUGGUUCAUGAAUACCUCCGAGGCAUUCAGUGGGUUUUGCAUUAUUAUUAUGCCGGCGUGAUUUCGUGGAAUUGGUUUUAUCCCGAACAUUACGCUCCUUUUGCUACAGAAAUAGCAGCUUAUAAAAAGCAAGUAGAUUUUAACUUUAUUACUGGUUCUCCAUUUACCCCACUCGAACAACUUAUGGCUGUGUUGCCUCCUCAAAGUAAAUCGCUAGUCCCUUCCUGCUUUCACGUGCUGAUGGAGUCUCAUCCAGAAACUUCUUAUUUUUAUCCAAAAGUAUUGUUUAUCCUUAAAUAA
Molecule: messenger RNA, 543 nt
Organism: Zophobas morio
Lineage: Eukaryota; Metazoa; Arthropoda; Insecta; Coleoptera; Tenebrionidae
Exons: 8
Coding region: 181-543 (120 amino acids)
Source: RefSeq, a predicted model, not a curated record